This is a messenger RNA of Closterium sp. NIES-65, 1887 nucleotides long. The record is from the annotation of a GenBank genome assembly. Lineage: Eukaryota; Viridiplantae; Streptophyta; Zygnematophyceae; Desmidiales; Closteriaceae.
AUGAGUAACGCGGCUGCUGAUCUGGCGCGCCUCGUCGCUGACGUGGCGGGUGGGAGAGCUGACGUGGUGAUUGGUCAUUCUAUGGGCGGGAAGAUCGCGCUAGAGUAUGUGCGGAGGGCUCGCGCGGGGGAAUUGCCAGUGAUGCUGCCGCAGCAGGUGGGAGGGAAAGAGGGAAAUGAGCUGUGGGUGCUAGACUCGGUUCCGGGCCGCAUAUCUGACUGCACGUUGGGGGAGGAUGCGGAGCGGAGGGACGUGGAGCGAGUGAUUGCAACGCUGCAGGAGCUGCCCCGCCCUAUUCCCUCCAAAAGGUGGCUCCUCCAGGAGCUGACUCAGCGCCGAGGCUUCUCCUCAGGCUUGGCUGAGUGGCUUGCCACGAGCCUCAGGCCCAUAGCUGGUUCGGCUGGUUCGGCUGCUGCCGGGGCUGGUGUGAACGGGGAGAUGGAUUGGGUAUUCAACCUGGAUGGCGCUGUUUCUCUCUACAACAGCUACAGACAAUCCCAAGAGCUUCAAGUAGAGAGGAUUGGUAGGGAGGUUCAAUCGGAGCCCAAGUUUGUGAAGCCAGGAGCAGGUGAGGGAGUGAAGUGGGGAUUGGUGCAGCAGCCGUGGCACCAACCCAUGCAGACCCAGGCGCAGAAAGUUCAGCAACAGCAGCAGCAGCAUCAGCUAGAGCAGCAGGAGGAGGGAGAGGUACCUACGGAGAAGCAGGUGGAAUGUGGUUGCACACAGGUGCACUUUGUGAAAGGAGAGAGGAGCGGCGUGUGGAAAGCCAAGUGCCUCGCUGACUUGGAGGAGGCAGUUGCUGAGCUCCUGCGAUCGAUCUACGAUGUCGGCGUUGUCGCCGCGUCGCGCGCUCCCGUGACUCACGGCGCCGCUGCCGCCGCAGCGAUGCCGAUGGCACAGCAGGUGGUCGGCGGCGACAUCGCCCCUGCUGGCGCGCGCUUCGCGUCGCAGCUCGCAGUGCGCAACCGCAUGAAGUCGGUGCAGAGCAUUCAGAAGAUCACCAAGGCAAUGAAGAUGGUGGCGGCGUCCAAGCUGAGGGGCGUGCAGGGCAAGACGGAGCAGAGCCGCGGCAUGUGGCAGCCCUUCACGGCCCUGCUAGGGGACAAUCCCACCCUGGUGACUCCUCGCACGCUGAUCAUCGCCGUGUCAACGGACAGGGGGCUGUGUGGCGGCAUCAACUCGACUGUUGUGAAGCACAGCCGUGCCGUCUCUGCCAUCUCCGCGCCCUCCGAGGAGAACAAGUCGGUGUUUGUGAUCCUGGGUGAGAAGGCGAAGCUGCAGCUGCAGAGAGACGCAAACAACACCAUCCUCAUGACUGUGGCUGACACUCAGAAGCAGGGCAUCAACUUCACGCAGACGUCCAUGAUAGUGGACGAGAUUCUCAAGAACGUCGAGUUUGACACGGCUCGCAUUAUCUACAACCGCUUCAACUCCGUCGUCGCUUUCGUGCCCACCGUCUCCACCGUGCUCUCGCCCGAGACUCUCCUCAAGGAGGCAGCGGAGGGCGGCAGCGCGAGCCAGCUGGCAGAGUACGAGAUCGAGGGCGAGGAGGGCCAGGAGGAGCUCUUCCAGAACCUCUCCGAGUUCCAGCUCGCGUCGACGCUCUACAACGCGCAGCUGGAGAAUGUGUGCAGUGAGCAACGCUCUACAAUGCGCAGCUGGAGAACGCGUGCAGUGAGCAGGGAGCGCGCAUGUCAGCAAUGGACAACUCCUCCCGCAACGCCUCCGACAUGCUUGGCCGCCUCACCCUCUCCUACAACAGGUCUCGCCAGGCCACCAUCACCACGGAGCUUAUCGAGAUUAUUUCUGGUGCUGCGGCUCUUGAGGGCUAAGGCCAAUGCUGUCGUUACCGAUUUGUGGUAUUAUUGUGACUGUACGUUGGCGUAG